Molecule: messenger RNA, 1980 nt
Organism: Bombyx mori (domestic silkworm)
Lineage: Eukaryota; Metazoa; Arthropoda; Insecta; Lepidoptera; Bombycidae
Product: cytochrome b-c1 complex subunit 1, mitochondrial
Exons: 1
Coding region: 90-1484 (464 amino acids)
Cellular component (GO): mitochondrion
Molecular function (GO): metal ion binding; metalloendopeptidase activity
Source: RefSeq, a predicted model, not a curated record
UUUUGACAAUUUCUAUUGUUAUUUAAAAUGCUUUCCCAAUUAAAAUACAAUAAAUAGUUAAUAUUUUAAUACAUCUAUCUAGCUUCGAGAUGUUUCGUAAAACGUUCAAAAGUUUUUUUCCAAAAUGGAUAAGGUUAAAUAGGAAACGCUCUGCUGGAGUCUGUCAUCCUGUUGAUCCAAAUGAUCCUGGUACCAAGAUCAGUCUCCUACCGAAUGGAGUGCGGAUUGCAACUGAACAGACGCAAUCACCACUUGCUUGCGUUUCUCUGUUCAUCGAAGCAGGCCCGCGUUUUGAAACUCCGGAAAACAACGGUGCUAGCCAUUUUCUAGAACACAUGGCAUUCUGCGGUUUUAAGUCAAUGAACCAAUGUGAAAUAGAACAUAAUCUUUUGCAAAUGGGCGCGAAGAUAAACGCAGAAACAACUAAAGAGAUACAAAGAUUUGUGGCGAUUUGUCCAUCAGAAAAUGCGCACGAGAUGGUCGCUUUUCUUUGUCGCAUUAUAACUGACCUUGACCUAAAUGACUCUUCAAUAGAGACCGAAAAGCACAACAUGUGUUACGAACUAGUGGACUCCGAUAAUGAUCCUAAAGCUGUUAUGUUCGAAUAUUUGCAUCAAACUGCUUUUCAAGGAACCCCGCUGGCUCAAAGUGUCAUAGGCCCAUCGAAGAAUAUUCAAAACUUUGACAGUCAACUUCUGUCAUCCUUUAUGACCGAUCAUUACCAGCCUUAUAAAGUUUGCUUUGCUACAUCUGGAAACGUGGACCACAAAGAAGUCGUACGCAUCGCAGAAACGAUGUGCGGAAAAAUGGUUGGAGAUCCAACGAAGCAGUUUGGAAGAGGCCCUUGCCGAUUUACUGGGUCCCAGAUUAUGUACCGUGACGAUUCUAUGCCAUGCGCUCACGUUGCCAUUGGGUUCGAAGUCCCGGGAUAUGGCCAUGAAGAUUACUUAAAGCUGUUGGUAAUGGGGUGUAUGAUGGGAGCCUGGGAUAAAAGUCAAGGAGGAGGUAACAGUAACGUACCAGUACUGGCCUGCGCUGCUGCCUCUGGUCUUUGCGAGAGCUACGAGCCGUUUUAUUUUCCAUACGGCGAUAUCGGCUUAUGGGGUGUGUACUAUGUGGGACAGCCACUAGUUUUAGAAGAUAUGUUAAACAACAUUCAGGACUACUGGAUGAAGAUGUGCGUUAGUGUUCAUUAUACAGAUUUAGAAAGGGCGAAAAACUUGGCCAAACUAAAGGUAGCGAAGAUGUUUGAUGGAACCGUGAAUUCCUCGUAUGAUAUUGGAAUGCAGUUGAUGUAUUUUUGUGGAAGGAAACCGUUAAUUAGUCAAUAUGAAUUGUUGUCUAAUAUAAAGCCAGACUCGAUCAGAGAAGCUGCUGAUAAAUAUUUGUACGACAGGUGUCCGGCGGUAGCCUGUGUGGGGCCCACGGAGGGCAUGCCCGACUACACGAAAAUCAGAGCAGGACAAUAUUGGUUGAGAUACUGAAAUAAAAUAACGUACCGAAUACCAAUUAUACCAACUGUUCCUGUGAACUUGCAAAAAGGAACUUAGACUUAGUGCGCGGCUUGUUAAAUUACUCAAUAAGCCUUGCAUAUGCAAGUAAAUAACAAUUGCUUCUUAGCAAAACCACUGCGAGAACACUAAAGCGACGUCUCUCUAAAAUUCUCAAAAUGCCGUCUUCUCUGGUAUACGUGUAUUUUUUAUUGGUGUAUUUUAUUUUAACCACACAACUUCAAAAGUUCAACUUCAAAAAUUUCUCAGUUUUCUCAGUUUUAAAAGAGAAAUUUAAGCAAAACAGCUUAUUGGUUUUCGGUUAAUGCUAAAAAACAUGACAAUGUACUGUUGAACAAUAAAAUAGUUACUUUUUAAAGUAUACUUUGGGCAUUCAGUAAUUACUAUUAUACUUAUUAUGUCAAACAAAGUGUUUUUUAGUUUUAUCAGCAGUAGUUAUUAAAAAAAAUAAACCUUUUAAAAUCACAAA